Molecule: messenger RNA, 994 nt
Organism: Rhipicephalus sanguineus (brown dog tick)
Lineage: Eukaryota; Metazoa; Arthropoda; Arachnida; Ixodida; Ixodidae
Product: N-acetylated-alpha-linked acidic dipeptidase 2-like
Exons: 7
Coding region: 186-935 (249 amino acids)
Molecular function (GO): carboxypeptidase activity
Source: RefSeq, a predicted model, not a curated record
AUCUCUUCGAGCUGCAUUCACGUGCCAUCGCCUAUAUAGAUAUCAGCGAGUGUGCAUCCGGUGAUCGUCUGGUGCCAAAGGCAUGCCCGUCGCUGGAGAAUCUUGCUGUGGAAGCAGCUUCACGGGUGCGGGACCCCGCGAACACCAACAGGACCCUGUACGACGUCUGGCGAGGACAGAUCAAGAUGGCAAACAAAACUAAUUUAUCUGUGCGUCCUGAGGUAAUGGACGCCACGUCCGACAAUGUACCUUUCAGCCUUUACGCUGGCGUGCCUUCCAUCAGUUUUCUUUUGAAGCCAGAGAAGAACGGCAAGAAGAGUGGCGAAGUGACGUACGCUGCCUACCACACGGCUUACGACACUCUCCACCUCUACAACUGGACUGAUUCUCGCCUAGCGCCUCUGUGUGCUCGGCUUCACGGCGCUGCACUCUGGCUUGCUGCUGAUUCACCGCUCAUCCCGGUGAAUUUCUCAGCGUCCGCGCUUCGCCUGAAAGAGUCGCUGGAGGAGCUUCGCAAGUCACCCUUCGCCCUGCAGCUGGAGCUGAAUGGCGUUUCUCUCGAUGCUUUGCGUUUGGCCAUCGAUCACUUCCAAAGGGCCGCUGACGAGUGGACAGAACACCUCGCCCACCUGGACGGCGCGAGUGCAGGUGAGCUCCGUGCCCUCAACGAUAGAAUGUCUGCGGCGGAACAGGCACUGGUGAAGCCGACUGGGCUUCCCGGACGUCCUCUGACCCGGCACUUGCUGUGGGCACCGUCCGAGUUUGACCGGCGCCGCGUCACUGGAUUUCCGGUCUUUGCCGACCUCCUGUUCUACAUCUCCCAGUUGCCUCCGGAGACGCGCGACCACGGCUGGAAAAACGUGCGAUUCUACCUGGCCGAUGUACUUGUGGCACUAAGGGCAUCUGCCGCUGCUCUUCGAGUGACUUCUCCGUGAAGCAGCUCUUGGCCGUCCACUGUCUUCUUACAAUAAAAAUAAUCGUUCCCGUAGAAAAA